UUGCGUCGGCAUUUAUUGAACAGAGACGGUUUAGCUUCAAAAAAUAUCGAAUAAGUAACUUUUUAAAAGGAACCAAGUUGCUUUCAGCGGUUCUCAUGGUGGAGUUUGGGUGUAGUGGAAGAGCUGGCUGAUGAAUUGAAUGCCACCCGCCGACAAGUCUCCAUGGAUUACCCAGCAAGGACCACCACCAUGGCCCCACCGGUGCCGCCGCACAAAGCCCAGCCAGGCCGGCCGGGGCAGGGGCAAGAGCGGCUACUGAAGUGCGUGCUGCUCGGAGACGGAGCGGUGGGCAAGACGAGCCUGGUGGUGAGCUACACCACCAAUGGCUAUCCUACCAAAUAUGUCCCCACUGCUUUUGACGACUUUUCCGCUGUGGUUCAAGUGGACGGAAGCCCGGUUCGACUACAGUUGUGCGACACCGCAGGACAAGACGAGUUUGACAAACUCCGCCACUUCUGCUACAGUCGCACGGACGCCUUGCUGCUGUGCUUCAGCGUGGUCAGCCCCGCGUCCUUCCAAAACGUCUGGGAGAAGUGGGUCCCGGAAAUCCGCCGCCGCUGCCCCCUCACCCCUGUCCUCCUGGUGGGCACGCAGUGCGACCUGCGGCAGGACGUCAAGGUCCUCAUCGAGCUGGCCAGGCGGAAGGAGAGGCCCGUGGCCGAGGAGGACGCCAGAGCGCUGGCCGAGAAAAUGGGGGCGGUGACGUACGUGGAAUGUUCGGCCCUGACGCAGAAGAACCUGAAGGAGGUGUUCGACGCCGCCAUCGCCGUGGGGUUGAGGAAUUCGGAUAGGAGAGUGCGGCGGGAGAAGGUGCGGAGUACGGCGGAUAAGAUGAAGAUGCUCUCCAAGUCGUGGUGGAAGAAGUAUGUGUGCGUCCAGUAGAACUUCCUGUGGGACAAUGGAGCAACUAUACGAACAAUAACUUGAUGAUUAUGUGGCGCCAAGCUCCUCUGUCGUCACCAUGACUUUAACCAGCCUUCAACCAAAAACUAUGCAGCUCAUCUUAUUACACAGUGACUGCAUACACAAAUGUGAACUGGAGUUGGAUGAGGGGACAUGAACUCAGACUAUAUUCCCUUCUUGCAAACUAUAUCAUCUAUAUGUGGUGUACACUGUAAUUCAACUGUAACAGAUAUAUACUGUAUAUGUAUGUUUGGCCAAAAUCCCAACAGGAUUCAUGUUGUGUCCUAUUGAAUGAUAUACAAAAGCAACAUUCACAUUGAGCAAUGAUUUAGAUUUUUAAUUGAAAAAACAAUCAUGAAGAUGAUGCAAGUUUUUAUUUUUCCUAAAAAAAAUAUAUUUCGUACAAAACACCACAACUUUGAAGGUUUUUGAUUUUUAAAACCGAAAUGAAAGCGUGGUUUAGCAUUUUAAUGUCAUUUUUAGGCUUUAAAAAAUGAAGCUAUUUCAGGGGUGCACAAUACGUCGAUCGCAUGCCAUUAAAAAAUAAUAGACUUCAGCGUCAGCCCUGACGUCACACCACUGACUGCGCAUGCGCAAACAACUAUGCGAAACGCGGCAAAACUAUUAAGCCAGCUAGCCAGGUGAAGUUAGCCUCCAUUUUAUACACUUCGUUUUUUUCUCUCUAAACUUAAGAAAAGGAAUACAAAUGAGUGGAGGAGCUGGACCAAGCAAAAAGCCAAAAACGUAUCACCUUCUUACGGAAUGGGAGGACUUUUUUUUUUCACGACGUCAUUUUCGAAGUGCAUAUGCCUUACUACCAAAGAAGGGAAAUGUGGAGCGGCAUAUUCGGACUGUUCAUAAAAACUACGACACCGACUUCCCACCGACAAGCUAACUGAGGAGGAGAAAGGUGAAGGAACUAAAAUGUCAGUUGUCAUUUUUCCUCUCAGUUAACUUCGAAAGCGAGAGCCGUCACCUAAGCAUCGUUCAGCGUGAGUCAUUUCAUUCCAUGUAGUGCAAGUCAUCAGAGUGAGGGAAUGACAAAAAAAAGUGACAUAGUUAAUUGUGUUGUGCAAUAUGGACUCAUCCGGUUUCGCAAGGAACAUUAACAUAAAUUGUACAUAUAAAGAAUUCUCAAUAUAUUCAUAAAUAAAUGUAUGUUUUGCAUUUUUGGUAGAUCAUUUUGGCUCGGUCAUUUUGUAAGUAGCUCGCAUGGUGAAAACGUGUGUGCACCCCUGGUUUAGAUAUUAAACAAAUGACGCAAUGAAUCUCUAAAAAGUGUCUUAAAAGGCAAAUAAAUCCGGUGCUCCGGUGUUGCUGUCCAGUUAAAAGCAUGUUUCUCCAUAUUUUGCAUUUUUUUUUUAAAUUUUGUUUUUCCAUUACUUGCUUGAUUUGAAUCUAUUUCAAAAGUGGUAAACAUCCAUCCAUCCAUCAAUUUUCUACCGCUUGUCCCUUUCGGGAAUGCAGCUGAUGUAUAAAUAAAUACAUGUGUUUUAAAAAGCAAAUGCAUCCAUUAAUCAGGUUGCUUUCUGGUGAAAAGCCUUUAUCUCAAAACACAAUGAAAAGCAUUUAUUUUCAAAAUUUAGUUAUUGUACUUUUUUUUAAAAUUUGGAGACAUUUAUAUAUAUUAAAAAAAACAACUAAAAUUAUCAAAUCAAUAUUGGAUACUGGUAAUCAAAAAAUAAAACACAAAAUGCUUUUAUAUAAUUGUUUGCACAGAAAUAUAUAUUAAAAAUCAAAUGGUUGCUGUUUGAUAAAAAGCAUGUAUCUGCUAAUAAUUGAUUUAAGGUUGGAUGAAUAGGACGGUGACAUUUAUGCUACAAAUCCGUGAAAUGGCCUUUGGACCAGCCGUGUUUAGCGCACCAGCUAUACAAAUACCUCUAGCAUAUUCCUUUAAAUAUGAUGCCAAAAACAGCGAAAGAGGUUGUGUUUGCACUGCAACACAACUCUAGUUUGGAUACUAACUUUCACCACACUCCUGUAAUGAAACCACCAAAGAGACUCGAUACAUGUUUGCUUCUUAUUUUUCAGAAGCCUGUUAUUCACGCUCUGUUAUCUGUUCCCAACAACUGAUGUAACGAAUCGCAACAAAGCAGAUGCAUGAAUGUGCCAUGUCUUUAUGUAUGUUACAUAGUCCGAUAUGUCCUCUAUGAUGUUUGUAAUGUCACCAUACUUGUUUGUGUGAGUGGCUCAGUCACAAAUGGUACAAAACAGUGGGGGUUGAAAUGGAGCUAAAUAAAAUGUGAAACAAAA
Messenger RNA from Nerophis lumbriciformis (worm pipefish), 3156 nucleotides. RefSeq names its product ras homolog family member Ub (gene rhoub). The record is from RefSeq and is a predicted model, not a curated record. NCBI's taxonomy places the organism in Eukaryota, Metazoa, Chordata, Actinopteri, Syngnathiformes, Syngnathidae. Gene Ontology annotation, biological process: small GTPase-mediated signal transduction. Gene Ontology annotation, molecular function: GTP binding; GTPase activity.